Molecule: messenger RNA, 1240 nt
Organism: Saccostrea echinata
Lineage: Eukaryota; Metazoa; Mollusca; Bivalvia; Ostreida; Ostreidae
Exons: 1
Coding region: 221-1240 (339 amino acids)
Source: RefSeq, a predicted model, not a curated record
AUGUUCUGCAAGUGCAAGUGCACCGCCGCCACGGGCGACGAAACAAAGUAAAAAAUCUAAAAAUCAGUCCGAGUCUGUUCAAGAAUUUAAUGUUGACGAACUUAAAAGUCAAUUGGGCAUAGACAAAAUCUUGCAAUCCCUUUCUUCGCUGACAGAUACUGUAAAACAGUUGGGUCUUUCUAAUUCUACGGCGCGUAAUACGUGCAAUGAAAAUAUUGGCAUGCGGUCCACCGAAUCUACGGUGCACACUUCGGGUAAUAAUUCUCCCGGUAAUUUUACACAAUCUAUGCCUAACAGACCGCUGAGAAACUUGGUUAACAUACCUGAUUAUGAUUCUCGUCAAACUUUUGAUGAAACCCCUGAUGACUUUGACUUUGAUUUUUCUUAUUUGAAUGGUCAAGUUUCUCCUUCUAUUGAAGGUGUUGAUACUCAAGAAACAUUUAAGGGGAUCUUAAAUGAUGAAUCAAUUCAGAUUACAAUUGAUAACAGUACUAGCAGUAAUGACUGGGAUAUCCCACAGUUAAAUGCAAAUGAGAAAACUGGUCCAAACGUAAAUGAAGCACUGGGAAAAGCUGUAAAUGCAGCGAUCUCUAUUAAAACUAGCAAAGAAAGUAUGGUAGAAUUGGAGAAAAAAUAUGACAGACCAGAUAGUUGUAAUCUAUUGAAAGUACCCCGAGUCAAUAAGGAAAUUUGGGAUGCAAUGAAUAAGCAAGCCCAUUCAGAGGAUCUCACUUUACAAGUGAUUCAAAAAUCUUUAGCCACGGGUAUAAUACCUUUAGUACAGAUGGCUGAUAUGUUUGUCAAUAAAAAAGAACUUGACCCCCAAACUUGUAAAAAGAUGUUGGCAGAUUCUAUAAGUAUGCUUGGCAAUGCUUUUUACAACCUCUCAAUGAAAAGAAGAAAUGAAAUUAAAAAUGUUUUAAAUUUUCGAUAUCGAAAAAUUGCUUUCUCUGAGAUUCCAGUAACAGAUUUUUUGUUUGGAGACAAUUGUGUCUCUAAACUUAAAGAAAUGGGAGACAUUACCAAGCAACCAAUUGGAAUGAAAUCAAGUUAUGAUACAAAAUUCAAAAAUGUUAAUCAAACAAAAAACUACAUGUCAACCCAGGGGUAUCAACCUCUCACAAACCAGUACAGAGGCAGAAACCGCCAGUACAUGUAUGCAUAUCCUUCCCAGAGAGGCAGAGGUCAAAGGGGUCAGUACAAAGGCAUAAUGAAGAAAACAUACAGUUACAGCAAGUAA